CUGGCCGCGCGUCGCACAGACCUGCACGCCGGCGUCACAGAACGAUCCGAGGUGGCCGGCCCACCGGUGGGACGCCGGCUGCGCUGUACGUGGAUGAGGUGCCGGACGAAUGGCCGGUUUUCAAGAGCACAGUUUGCAAGCAGUACCAGUUCUACCACAUGAACAGGAGCGAGUGGAUUUCUAUGACGUGAACUCUCAGGGCCACUUCGGAGUCGUGGCCGGACUUCUAGGCACGUUUCAUAAAGCUUUCCGGCCCUGUGAAGAUGAAGACCAGCAGUUCCUAGACAUCGGAUGCGGUCCAGGACGUCUCACAGCUGAAUGCCUGUUCCCACGCUGUCCAGCGUGCCGGAGGCUCGUGGCCGUAGACAAAUCCACAGCCAUGCUGAAGUUCGCGGCUGAAAAUUACCCUCACCCGAAGAUCGAUUACCUUGCACUCGACAUCGCGCAAGAAGUGGAUGAGUUUGUGCGUGAGCAGGGCCAGUUCCAGCGGGUGUACUCCUUCCUUACGCUACACUGGGUCCGAGACCAGCCCAGGGCCAUGCAGAACAUCGAGAGGCUGAUGGCUCCCGGAGGAGAGUGCAUCUUACUCUUCAAGCGUAGUGUGCACUUUUUUGACCUCUUUGAAGCGAUGAUAAAUACGCAACAGUGGUCGAAGUACAGGGAGGUUCUUGAAAGUAUGAUGCCGGCAAGCAGAAUGAUCAAUGACGUCCUCUCUCUGAGGGCAUAUGCAAGAAACAUUGUUGAGUCUACAAGCCUCACGACAUUGUCUUGCGAAGUUCUCGUCUCUCCCGAGGAACUACGCUGGACGAGAGGACAAAUGACCGAAUCGCUCCUUGCAUUCAACCCAGUUUACCCACUGCUGGUUAAAGAAGAGAAGGAAGAGCUCCAAAACUUCAUUAGAGGAUUUGUCAACACCUUCUCCAUUGACUUUUUCAACAGAGACCCGGCUAAUCGCAUGUAUGUUUUUAUCCAUGCUUGUAAGCAAUUCAGCGAGGGAGAUACAACAAACUGCUCAACUGGUUCCUCAUAGCUCUUCAAGACCUAAGCGCAUUUAACAUCAGCUAAGUGAAUAAACUUGCAUGAUUGAUGUAUGCUUUUUUCGCUUGGCAUAGUUCAGUACCACUGGAAGGGGUGCGCGAUGUGUU
Molecule: messenger RNA, 1145 nt
Organism: Dermacentor albipictus
Lineage: Eukaryota; Metazoa; Arthropoda; Arachnida; Ixodida; Ixodidae
Product: juvenile hormone acid O-methyltransferase-like
Molecular function (GO): S-adenosylmethionine-dependent methyltransferase activity
Source: RefSeq, a predicted model, not a curated record